AGUUUUAAUCUGUAAUACUGCAUUGUAUUUUACAAGCUUAUCAUGUAUUAUGUUUUUAUUGUAAAAUCUUUACCUGAAAGUGGAGUAAAAAGUAUAAUCGUUCACUGUAAAAUGAAGUGUAGUAGAAGUAUAAACUUGCACAAAGUUGAAAUACUUAAGUACUUGAGUAAAUGUAACUUUCCACCACUGUGUGUCUCUGGGACUCAGUAGUGUGUUCAUGUAGCAAUCUUAUUAUACUUGAUGGGUUUUUAUGGCAUCAUAUAUUUGCUAUAAUAGGUUAUUUAUAUAGGGAGGUGUAAGUAUCUGUUUGAGUCACUGUUGACUUUACAGUAAUCUUGAGGCACUUUCUGUUACAUGUGGGUCUCCCACUGUAUGACUGUAAUAUUUUAAUCAAAAUUUUAUGGGUAAUUUAUUGCCCCUACUAGCAUCACUUUUCCAUUAUUAUCCUAUUUUCUCAAAUGCUUCUCCCUUUAAGGCCACAAUCAGCUGCUGAAAGAGAGCAUCGUUGGUAUUGUUCAUCUCUGGUCUCCUCCUUCCUUCCUCCUCCUGUCCCCUCCCUUCACUCACUCCUCCUUCCAUCCGUCCACCCCCUCUCCUCUCCACACACGCAUCCCGAUUUGCGCAUCGCCUCCUCCGGCAUAAUGACCAACGAUUCCCCGGAGGAGGAGACCCGAGCUCCGGGCGGCAGCGGCGGCGGCGGCGGCGGAGGAGGAGUAGGAGGAGGAAGAGUAAUCACCCGAAGAAACCGAGCGGACGACAAUGUCACCAUCCUGACAUCCUCCAUGGAUUUACACAGAGCCAGCCGGAGCCGAGCCAGCAGCAGCAACGAUGCCGCCCCGAGCUUCACAUCCUCCGUGGAUCUGAGCACCUCCUCCCUGGAGCUCAGCAUCCAGACGCGGAUCUUUAAGAUUAUCGUCAUCGGGGACUCCAAUGUGGGGAAGACCUGCCUCACCUUCCGCUUCACCGGCGGGAGCUUCCCCGAUAAGACCGAGGCCACCAUCGGCGUGGACUUCAGGGAGAAGGCGGUGGAGAUUGAAGGGGAGACUAUCAAGGUGCAGGUAUGGGACACAGCAGGACAGGAGCGAUUUCGUAAAUCCAUGGUGGAACACUACUACCGCAAUGUCCACGCAGUGGUCUUUGUGUAUGAUGUCACAAAGAUGGCUUCCUUCCGCAACCUACAGACAUGGAUAGAGGAGUGUAAUGGCCAUCGGGUCUCAGCGUCAGUACCUCGAGUCCUGGUGGGAAACAAGUGUGACCUUGUAGACCAAAUACAGGUGCCCUCCAACAUGGCAUUGAAGUUUGCUGACUCCCACAACAUGCUGCUGUUUGAGACGUCUGCAAAGGACCCAAGGGAGAGUCAGAACGUGGACUCCAUCUUCAUGUCCCUGGCCUGCCGCCUGAAGGCCCAGAAAUCCCUGCUCUACAGAGACGUGGAGAGAGAGGACGGGAGAGUGCGCCUCACACAAGAGACUGAAACAAAGAGUAGUUGUCCUUGUUGAGGAAAAGGAGGAGUGGGAGGCAUAAUGGAAGGGAAGAGAGAAAAGUAACUGUACAUGUCCAGGGAGAGGAGGAGAGGGAUGAUGAGUUUAGGAGGAGGAUAGCGGGGUUGAGAUUAACACUAAGAGCAAUGUAUUUUAAGGAAGAGGAGGAUAGAGCGUGAAGGUGGUAAAGCUCGUUCAUUGGACUGAAACAUCAUCAACAUUCUUGAGGAUUAGGAGGGAGGAAAGAAGAUGGGGAGGAUAGAGAGAAGGAAAGAGAAAAAAGGGACGGAGGAGUGACAUAUUUAUUAACAAUACUGGAAUGAGAUGAUGUUGCCUUUUAGACUGAAAUAGUUCUUCAUUUAAUUCAAACGUAGACACAGACUGAGUAAAUAUACUUUCUGUGGGCUCACACUAGAAGCAUAGUAGUCAUCUGGGGAUCCACAACAAACAGGCUAAAGUGAUUUAAGGCUGGUAUUUCUGGUCUUUAUCACAGUCAUUAACAGCAACAUACUGAGGCAAAAUAUUGGAACUUUUAAAUUACAAUCUCACUUUUUUCCUCCACAAGUCUUGCUGCUUUAUUGUCAUUGAUUUUGACCUUAACACUAGCUUAGAAAGCAGUAUUUCCCAUGUUAUUAUUACUAUUGCCUUAAAAAGCUGCCUCUAUCAUGGUUUUAAUGACCCAGUAGCAUCGGGGCUUAAAGUACUUAAACCACUUUAGAUGAUCUUGGUUUAUACAACCUGUUAUCUUUUUGGGUCAAUCCUUCAUGAGUGCGACAGCUGACUUAAAAUCACUGUGAGAUCACUAAUACAUGGGAAACCUUUGGAAAGACAUGAAUUCACAUCUUAGUCAAUGUGGAUAACAUGGAGGGCAAUUAAAAAUUAAAACAUCCUGAUAGAUGCUAAUAGUAAACAAAAGACUCAAAUUGCUGCCUGGAUGUCAAACCCUUAACUCAGAGAAGUUUCAGCUUUCAGCUGAAAGGACCUACAAGUAGACCUUGACAACUAGGUUUCCUGAAAACCAGAACAUCUAGAGGUUGUCAGGCAGCAUGUCACAUAUUGAUUUAGAGGCUUUAAGAUCCUUUUACCCUUAUGCAGGAGAAAUGCACUCUCCUGCAAAGACAGGCUGUCAUGGCAAGGCUCCUCUAUCUCAUCUAAUCCUGAUGUAAACAUAUCCUCUCCAUGCUUUUUCUAUGGCAGAGUGGCUUAUCCAGCUUUCCCUUUGUGUGCAAAUGCAGAAGGACUUUGAGACAGCCAGUCACCCACAGCAAUUCCAUAUUCUAUAAUGAACAUUUUUCAAGGUAAAGGCCUUUUGUCUGUCUUAGACCAUUUGCUCUCUACAUCAAUAUCACUGCCCCCAGGUCCCCAGAGGGCAAGAGAUGAUAGAAAACUGUGACCCCUGUAGAGAUAAUGGAGAUAUCUUCAUACUGCUACACAGCUUGAGCCAGGAUGUAAUGUAUGAGUGGACUUUUAUGUCCGGCGUCUGUUUAAAAAAGAAUGAGUCCAUGGAUAAUACAGGCUGCAUGAAACACUGUAGAAAGCCAUAUCCAUUAUUUACUGUACACAGUAAUACAGUAUGUUUGACACUGAGAUAGUUCCCAGAGUGGGCUGUGGUUAAAGAAACACACUUUACACAAGUCAGUGUUGGAGCUAUGAGGCCUUUUUGUAACAAGGCUAUUUGAUAUAGCAGCACAAUCUUGAUAUCUUACCCUAAUAAAGUCCAAAUUAAAUACUGUAGCCCACUUUCGAGCAGUGCUAUUAAUAUAUUUAAACGCCAUAUGUAAAGUAAUUCAGAUCAGUGAGCAUUUAAGACCAGAGCUCCCUCCAAGCUGACAGUCUGAUGACCUAAUUAAUUCAUCACAUUGACCAAAUAAAUCUGUGCAAAUCCAAGUGAAAUAUAGAGAGUCAUUGUAUGCACCGUAUCAGGUUUUGUUCUUCGUUAUUCAGAAUUUCUCCUUCACUGCUCUUCGUCAAUUUCAAACAUAUUUGUAUCAAUAGCAGCAGGAUCAAGCAGCCGUUACACGCAAAUAAAAUGAGAUUACUGUAAAAUCCCAGGAAGAGCUUUAUUCAUUCUCAUUGUACAGGACUUGAAAGGGAGAUUUAACCUCCAUACAUGAAACCUAGAGCCAUAGUUUCAAAAAGAGCUGGGCAAAAAACCAACAAGGAUGAUGUUCCAUUUAUUCAUUUUCUAAACUGGUUAUGCUGUUCAGGGUUGAGGGGGGACUGGAACGUAUCCCAGCAUACACUGGGCAAGAGGAAGGGCACACCCUAUCAUGAGGCUACAACUUUUCAUCUGUUUAAGACAAAUACUGUGGCUCUGUCAACAGUUAGGUUGGUAUAAUGGCUAAUUUAAAGGUCCAGUGUGUAGAAUUUAGUUGCAUCUAGCGAACGGACUUAGCAGAAAUGGAAUAUAAUAUUCAUAAGUAUGUUUUAAUUAGUAAAUAGUCCCAUAACCUGCCAUGGGACUCAGCUAAACCGUUAAAUAAGAAUCGUUGUGUUUUCAUUAGCUUAGAAUGAGCCCUGUAUAUCUACAUAGAGAGCGGGUCCUCUUCU
Messenger RNA from Thunnus maccoyii (southern bluefin tuna), 4031 nucleotides. It is a transcript of the gene rab33a, whose product is annotated as RAB33A, member RAS oncogene family. The transcript is spliced from 4 exons. Gene Ontology annotation, molecular function: GTPase activity; GTP binding. Gene Ontology annotation, biological process: Rab protein signal transduction. The coding region runs from base 459 to 1499 and encodes 346 amino acids. Gene Ontology annotation, cellular component: endosome; Golgi apparatus. The record is from RefSeq and is a predicted model, not a curated record. NCBI's taxonomy places the organism in Eukaryota, Metazoa, Chordata, Actinopteri, Scombriformes, Scombridae.